GACAUGAUUUGACGCGAUCUGAUUUCAUCUCUUCUCUCCCAUUUUAUCCUCAUCGCAGAUUGGAUUUUUCCCUUUCAUCAUGUCAGCAUAUUACGGUGGCUAUAGAGGCAAAUCGACCGCAGGAAGAGCGCCUAACCCUGCCCACAACCGGCAAUCUCCUUCGCUCAAAGGCAGUGAUCGUGUUUAUUGCUAUGGUUGCGAGCAAGAGAAGCCCCGUCUUGCCUUUACAGAGACUCAACUCAAAAAGGCUGGAAACCUUAACCCUGCCAAAAAGCACCAUAUCAUGUGCAAGACCUGCACACCUGAGCAGCCAAGCAAAUUGAAGUGCAAUGUAUGCUCCAAAUCACUGUCGCUGGAAAAGUUCUCAAAGACCCAAAGGAAACGUCAGGAGAAGGCUACCUGCAAGGAUUGUCGCGAAAUGAUUGACGAUGAUGACUCUGAAGCGGAUUAUGAUAUGGAGGAUGAUCCAGACUACUUCGAGGGGGACAUCAAAGACAUUUUGUAGAAGGAUGAAAGGGAUCCAUUCUUUACGACUUUAUGUCUAUAUUAUCAGCAGUCUUAGAGUUAUGUAUUGUCACUAUAUUCGCGAAUGACACAUCAUUCAAGAUAAUAAAAAACAAGGGGAGUUGAUUCGACAACCUCUCUAUUGCUUCCACUUGG
Lobosporangium transversale is the source of this 660-nucleotide messenger RNA. RefSeq lists its product as hypothetical. NCBI's taxonomy places the organism in Eukaryota, Fungi, Mortierellomycota, Mortierellomycetes, Mortierellales, Mortierellaceae. The record is from RefSeq and is a predicted model, not a curated record. The transcript is spliced from 3 exons. The coding region runs from base 80 to 505 and encodes 141 amino acids.